Carcharodon carcharias (great white shark) is the source of this 2136-nucleotide messenger RNA. It is a transcript of the gene ak9, whose product is annotated as adenylate kinase 9. Lineage: Eukaryota; Metazoa; Chordata; Chondrichthyes; Lamniformes; Lamnidae. The record is from RefSeq and is a predicted model, not a curated record. Bases 17 to 2038 code for a protein of 673 amino acids. Gene Ontology annotation, cellular component: cytoplasm; nucleus. Gene Ontology annotation, biological process: CDP biosynthetic process; UDP biosynthetic process. Gene Ontology annotation, molecular function: ATP binding; UMP kinase activity; AMP kinase activity. The transcript is spliced from 19 exons.
CGCGAUACCACUCACAAUGAAAUCCACCAACAUUUUAUGGGGACACAGCCCCAGCAUAAAGUCUGAAGCAGAUGUUAACGAGGAACUAUCCUACCUAUGGAUCGCCGAAGAGACAGAUUUAUGCCAGGUUGUUGACGAUGUGGAAGCAGCAAAACAUAAGAAGGAACAGCUGGCCUUUGCAGAUCCAUUUGAUGAAGAUGAAGUCGAGAGAAAGGUUUUGACAGCAAAACCCAUGUGUUUCUUAAUUGUGGGAAAGCCAUGUGUUGGGAAAAAAACUUUGGCUAAAAGCUUAGCAGACGCAUGGAAGUCGAUAUUAGUGGAACCUCUGCAACUUAUACAGGAGAACAUUGAUGGAAACACAGAAACUGGGCAAAAGUUUCAGGAAUGCCUACUUAGAGGUGAGAGUAUUAAUGAGGAGCUAGUAAUGAAUUUGAUGUUGGACAAGCUCCGAUCUCCAGAGGUUGCUCAUCGGGGUUACGUUUUAUGUGGAUUUCCUACUCUGUCUGAGAACUACUUGAAUAUUCCAGAGCAGAUACAGCUCAUAAAAAAUAUGAAUCUAAAGCCUGAUUUCAUCAUUAAUAUUAAGUGUCCUGAUUAUGACUUGUGUGAACGUGUAUCUGGACAACGUCAAGAUGCUCUCUCGGGGAAAAUAUACCAGCGAGAACAAUGGAAUCCAGAUAAGGUAGAGAAAGCUGAAAACAAAGGAGAAACUGAGGAAGAGGAGAAUGAAGAAGAAGAAGAAGGUAUAGUUGAAGAGCUUGAAGAUGAAGAGAAUUUAGAAGUUGCACAUUUAGUGAGGAGACCUGAAGAUCUUCUUUCAACUGUUGAAAAACAUGUGGCCCUAUACAAAGACAAAAUGCUGAGGCUUUUAGAGGAUUAUAUGGCUGAUCAUGACUAUCAAAAUCUGAUAGAAUUGGAUGGAAACAAAAAACCGAAUGAGUUGUUUAUGUCAAUGAUGUAUAAAUUGGAAUUCUUGGGCCUACAACCUGCAGCUCUCGUACAGCCUCUACACGAUGAGGAGGAAGAAGAAACACCAGAAGAACUUGAUGAUGAUGAUCUGUUCCGAUCUGUUGCAGCAAUGAAGCGUAUAGCACCUGGAUACCGCUGGCGUAGGAGCAAGUGGGGUCGAACAUGUCCUGUAUCUUUAUUUGAGGGAAAUCUUGUUAUGGGCAAAUUUCAGUUUUCUGCAAGCUAUUUGGACAAAAUGUAUUUCCUUUCAUCUGAAGAAACUUUGAAAAGGUUUAUCUCCAAUCCUCGACCAUAUCUUCUCCCUCCACAGCCUCGUCCACCUUGUAAGGUUGCAAUAUUGGGUCCAAAAUCUGCAGGAAAGACCACUCUCUGCAAAUUGAUUGCACAGAAAUAUGAUGCAAAGAUUCUGGACAUGUUUCAGCUUUUGGAGCCACAGCGACAGAAAGUGAAGUUUGACAAUAUUGAACGAGUUCGGGUAGAAACACUGCAAUCAGCAUUACUUACUGUUAGAGAUCAACUGGAAAAAAUGAUGCUAGAGGAAGCUCAAGCUGAAUUUGAACGGCAUGCAGCUUUUCCCGUUAAUUUGGAGGACGCAAUUAUAACUGAGGAAGAUGAGGAAGGUGGAGAUGAAUCAAAAGAAACAGAUGCAGUAAGAGACUCUCAGCACUCUCAGGUAGCACCCUCAGAAGAUCCAGAAGAAGCUAAAAACAAGGAAGAUUUAACAAAAGUAUCUUUUGAUAUAGAAGCUGCAAAACAAAAAAUGCAAAUUCCAGAGGUGACUGAGGAACACCCAGAUGUAAAGGAAAUUGUGAAUAAGGCUAUUCAGGAUGCAAUGCAGGCUCCUGUGGAACUGCCAAUGAAUACUUACAUGGAUGCGUUGAUAAAAGCUAUUUCAGAGUUUGGUGAAGAACAAAAAGUGAAAAACCCUGAUCAUCCCAUGGCUGGGGGUUGGGUGCUGGAUGAUUUCCCAGAAACAACAGAUCAAUGUAGAGUAAUGGUAGAGCUAGGUUUUGCUCCUGAUAAUAUCUUCUUGUUGAGUAAUGCUGUGAAUGAUGACAAGCCAUGUUAGAAGCUUUAAGAGACACAGAAGUAGAAAAUCAACAGACAGAAUCACUGGAGAUGAAAGGGGAAGAUGAAGGAGAAGACAAACCAUAACCAAGCAGAGGG